Molecule: messenger RNA, 1397 nt
Organism: Prosopis cineraria
Lineage: Eukaryota; Viridiplantae; Streptophyta; Magnoliopsida; Fabales; Fabaceae
Product: pentatricopeptide repeat-containing protein At1g62350-like
Exons: 3
Coding region: 64-837 (257 amino acids)
Molecular function (GO): protein binding
Source: RefSeq, a predicted model, not a curated record
UAGACUUGGAGGGAUGCUCGAAGAUUGAAACAAAAACGGUCUUAGCAUUGUCAUCUUCCUUCCAUGUCGCUGCGUAUUGCUGCGAAUGCACUGCGAAGAGCUUCAUCAACAAAUCUGUUGCACUCUACAUAUCAAAGCCUUCGAUUUCUUUCUGGUUCGGCGUCGGUCUCGCAUUCUGCGUCGAGCCCUAGCUUAUCCAUAUGGCGGCGGAAGAAGGAGAUGGGUAAAGAAGGCCUGAUCGUCGCCAAAGAGCUCAAAAGGCUACAGUCCCAUCCGGUACGGCUCGACCGCUUCAUCCGCUCUCAUGUCUCUCGCUUGCUCAAGUCUGAUCUCGUAGCCGUGCUUGCCGAGUUCCAGAGGCAAGACCAGGUCUUUCUCUGCAUGAAGGAUUGGCAAAGACAUGCAAACGCUCUUGGAGAAUUGUAUGAGAUCGUGCGCAAAGAAAUAUGGUACCGGCCAGAUAUGUUCUUUUACAGAGACAUGCUCAUGAUGCUUGCAAGAAACAAGAGGGUGGAGGAAAUAAAGAGGGUUUGGGAAGAUUUGAAAAGAGAGGAGGUUCUUUUUGAUCAACAUACAUUUGGAGACAUCAUUAGAACUUGUUUGGACAGUGGCUUGCCCUCAGAGGCAAUGAACGUAUAUGAAGAAAUGAGGCAAUCUCCUGACCCUCCUCUUUCAUUACCCUUUCGAGUGAUAUUGAAGGGACUUAUUCCCUACCCAGAACUAAGAGAACAGGUAAAAGACGACUUCUUAGAACUUUUCCCUGGCAUGAUCGUCUAUGACCCUCCUGAGGACUUGUUUGAAGAUCAAGAGCACCACCAGAGAGAAGAUGAUGAUUAGAGCUUUGUUGACCAGCUUCUUGAGCUGCUAUACCUUGAUCCGUUGUUUCAGAUGUUUGCAGCAGCCUUGCUUCUAAAAUUGAGACUUUAGAGGUAGGGGUGUUUAUCAUGUCUGGUGGCCUAAUUGGCUUGGUCUUGCCGGGUCACUUUGGGCCAGGCUGGCCAGAUUGAAGGAUAGAAAAAAGACAUUGGACUGGACACUUGGCCAAUGUUUUGUCUGAUGACAAAGUCUAAAUUGUCUUUUCUGAAAUUGCUGCUGAGAACUUGAAAGCUGCUUUCAUCUCCCCUUUGUACCUGCCUUCUGGGCAUGAAGUUAUGGGUUGGAGCGAGUACAUUCUUGGAGGCAUAUGCUUAUCAUUCUCACCGUUUCUUGCUGAUUUACUUGGUUGAGGUAAUGAAAUCAUUUGUUAACUUAAUGGAAUGGAAUAUCAUUCUCAGUUUCUCACCCUUGUGUGAAUCACAUGUAUGCUCAUUUUCAUUAUACUAGUCAGUCAAACGGUUCAUUUUGUUAUCAAUUAACUAUUGUAUUUUGUUUUAAAAAUUAAAGUGUAUUUCGUUCAA